Molecule: messenger RNA, 2103 nt
Organism: Funneliformis geosporum
Lineage: Eukaryota; Fungi; Glomeromycota; Glomeromycetes; Glomerales; Glomeraceae
Source: the annotation of a GenBank genome assembly
AUGAAUACCGAAGAAAUAAUUAAAAAUAAUAAUUUAGAUGCUUUGUUUUUCUUUUCCCCCGAAAAUCGUUUUUGGUUAACUGACUUUCAAUCCAGUUUAGGUUUUUUAUUCAUUAUUGGGAAAGAAAAAUAUCUUUUGGUGGAUGGUCGUUAUAUUACUGACGCUCAAAAGAAACUCAACCAUAAGCAGGUAGAAAUUAGGCUAUGGAAAAUAGGAAUAGAGACCAAUAAAAUAAGAAUGGUUAAAACCAAAAAGGAAAUCACCCGAAUGAGUCAAGCCGCUCAAAUUACCGACCGAGUUUAUCAAAGAGUUUUAAAAUUGGUUAAAAUAGGAAUGAGUGAAAAAGAUUUGGCGAAAUUAAUUCAUAGUUCUUUUGAAGAAAUGGGAGCGGAGGGACUUUCUUUUGAUACUAUUGUGGUUUCGGGCAAAAAUGGUGCUUUGCCUCACGGUCAGCCGAGCGAUAAAAUUAUUAAAGAGGGAGAAUUAAUUACCGUUGAUUUUGGUUGUAAAUAUCAAGGAUACUGUUCGGAUUUUACCCGCACUUUUGCGGUUGGAAAAGAAAUUAAUCCUAAAUUAAAAGAGAUUUACCAAAUAGUUAAAGAAGCCCAUGAAAUCGACCAAAUUGUUCGGAAUUAUAUUCAACAAAAAGGUUUCGGAGAAUAUUUCAUUCAUUCUACCGGUCAUGGUUUAGGAAUUGAAGUUCAUGAAGCACCUUCCGUUUCUUCACGGGACAAUACCAUACUUCAACCUGGCAUGGUUAUCACUAUUGAACCGGGUAUUUAUAUUCCGGAUUUAGGAGGAGUAAGAAUUGAGGACGACGUUUUGGUUACCAAAACCGGAUAUCAGCAAUAUUAUCAAGUUUUAGGAUUAACCUAUGGGGGAACUUAUACUAAAAAAGAUAUUGAAAAUGCCUAUAAAAGGCAAUCUUUAAGAUACCAUUCUGAUAAGGUUGUACAAUGUGGAAAUAUAAGACCGGGUUCGUUGGCUCAUGGUUGUGCCAAGAGCUUUAAUGAUGAGUAUUGGUUUUGUAGCGAAAAACAUAAAAAAAUGUUUAACGAGGCAGAAGAAAGAAUGAAAGAAAUUAACCAAGCCUACUGCGCUUUAACCGGCAAAGGUUUAACCAAUUUAAAUGUCUCCAAGGAGCAUUCGAUAGAAAAAAAACAGAAUAUUUUUGAUUUUGCUCUGAAAAGUGCCAUGGUUGAUUAUUUACGUGGCACCGGUUAUGCUUUUUGCUCUCCGGCUUGUCAGCAAAAGGCUCAAAAAGGAGGGAAUGGCGGCAAUCAGCCUAAAUGCUUCCAAUGCAAUAGAGAAUUUUGGCAAAAAAAUAAAGAGGGGGGAAUAAAUUCUUUUUAUCCUCCCGAGGCGGAAAAUAAGCGCUUUUGUUCUUCGAAAUCCAUUACUAUCCAAAACGAGACUGAAAAGAAAAAUAUUGAAUCAAUUAAAUUAACCCUUCUAGAAGAUGUUAGAAAAAAAAGAAUAGCCAAAUCAGGGGAAAAAAAUAUUCGCGCUCUUUUAGAGUUAGCCAAGUCUAAACAUGAUUUUGAGGAAUUACUUUUAAUUAUCAAACAACUCGAAGAAUUAAGAGAAACCGAAGGUUAUCAAGCCUGUCAAGCCGAAAUCCAAGCCCAAGAAGAAAGAUUGAAGAAGAUGGACCCUCAAAAAUAUAAUGAGAGAAUUAAUAGUUCAUUUGAAGAGCAAAUUAAAAGUUCUGGUUUAACCGAAGGAGAACUAAGUGCAGAAACCAUAGCCACCAUGGCGGAAGCCAAAAGAACCAAUGAACCGCAAAAAGUCAAACUUGCCAAAGAUUUAAUUGCGGUUGAUGGUAGUCUCAAAUCUCUAAACCAACUGCUUAGCCAAGUUAACCAGGCUCAAACCAAGCCGGAAAAACAGAAAAUCCUAAGCAAAUUGUUAAUUUUUAUUAAAGAAAACAUUUUCAAUGAAAAGGCCUACCAAAAGAAAAGGGAUGAAGUGGAUAGAGUGGUUAAUAAAUUGGCAGAAGAAGUUCGGACUGAACCACCUUCUUCGGAAGAUUUUCCUUAUCUUCCUAUCUGCCUAGGCUUAAUGUUUAUUUUAGUAGUGGGGAUUAGCAUUCUUUUAAUCUGA